UAUUAGGUUAUCCAUCCUGCCAUCUAAAAUGCAUUUCUUCACUAAAUACAUUUUGAUAUUUCACAGCAGAAGAUUUAUUCAAUAUAUUAAAUCAAAAUGAAUCAUUUAACUACUUCAGUUUCAUGAUCCAGCCAUUGUACACCGUUGUUUGUCCUACUGCUGGGGUCCCUCUGAUGACAGCUCCAAUGUCAAUGAGCAUCACAAUUUUUUCAUCAGUAUUGUCUGACUUUCAAAACUCACUUGGUCGAUCAGUUUGCUCCGAGUUUAUAGCCUGUUUUUAAAGGGUGUUACACUUAAUUGUCAUCUAAAGUGUAAAACCAAUUAGAUGUAAUAUGUUACGGAUCCUGCACACGUUAAUUUCUGUCGAUAAAUCGUGACGCGUAAAAUCAGCAAAAUGUCUCUGCUGUGCUGAGAGGUUGCCGUGGGAACGUUAUAACGGAGCCCGCUGGCAUCUUCCGGGGCAGGUGAGGGCGCUGUCUGGAGCGCGGCCUCCAUCCUGUCCAGCAAGCUCCGUUGCCUACGUCACCACAUUCCACUGAAUGCGAUGGAACAGCGUGUAAAAACGUAAAGGUGGCCUCAGAAGUCACUGCCAGAAACAUAUGCAAGAUGAGGGAAGCGGCAGUCCUGCUCACGUCGCGUGUGGUUGUGUGUCUCCUCCUGAGCGUCAGUCAGGCCGCCAGACAAGGACAGGACAUCAGAUGUGGAGCGUGCAGGGCUCUGGUAGACGAGAUGGAAUGGGCCAUCUCCCAGAUAGACCCAAAGAAAAUGACCCAGACGGGAUCCUUCCGGAUCAACCCAGACGGCAGCCAGUCCAUUCGAGAGGUUCCUUUGGCUCGCUCAGAGGGAAACCUUCUUGAGCUGAUGGAGACUGUGUGUGAGAGGAUGGGGGACUAUGGCGAGAGCACAGAUUCUUCCACAGACAGGAAAUCCUACAUUAGGAUAAGGUCUCGGAGCGCUGAGGCCAUGGACCUCUCAGAGGCCACGCUGGAUUCCAGAGUUACAGGCAGUUUAAAAUUUGCAUGUGAAACAACUGUUGAGCAGCAUGAAGAUGAAGUCAUUGAAUUCUUCGCUCAUGAGACAGAAAAUGUCAAAGACAAACUCUGCAGCAAAAGGACAGACCUCUGUGACCACGCUCUGAAAAUGCCCCACGAUGAACUUUGAUAUCAUCUCGCCACGGCUGCUGUCUUUUGUCAGCCGGAGUGGAGACGAGACGAUGGGUGCUGUACUGUUUUCAGUUGUCUCUUUAUCACCGGUUUCGCCAUAGCAGUAAUAAGAGAUGUAUCCAAAUUAUUAUGUAAGAUAAUAGAAAAUCCACCUGAAGAUAAGUCUUGUUCCUGUGAUCUGUGACAAUUUAAGGACCAGUUUGACAGUUUUAGCUGCAUCACUUUGGACUAUCUUGUCACUUGUUUAUAUACUGUAAGUUAUUAUGCUUUUUAAUAUUCUGCGUUUCAUAUAAAAGCCCUUUUCUGGCCUUAAAUUGCUCUUCACAUAAAAUGGAAACUGUGAAAAAAAGUUUUUUUUCAGGAUUUCUUACAGGAUUAAUUGUGUAUACACAGUAAACAUUCUAAUUUAAGACAAGUACACAGAGAUCAGGUUGAAAUUUGGUCAAGUGGUCCUAAAGUCCAUAUUAAUUUACAUUGAUUUAGUCUUUCUCAAAGCCAGUGAUGCCAUUAGUGUAGUUUAUGCAUAGUGAAUGGAUAACCAUAGUGCCCGCUCACCAAUGAAAGCAAUUUGAUGCCAAAUUAUACUUUCAGUUCUAGUUUUAGUUUGUAAUGAUCACCAAUAUGUAUUGAACUGUCUAAGAUAACAGGAAUAACUUGUUUUGGUUGAAUAUUUCAUGAGGUAAAAAUGAAAAGUUAAAAACACAUUAUAUAAGAUCAGAAAUAAAGAUUUUGUGUGGAAUUAGUUUCCCUGUUGUCCAAGUGGUGAAAUAUGCCUUUAUUUCUAAACAAAUGUAAAGUCGCACUCUUCAAACAUUGAUCCUCUUUCACCAUUAGCCCAGUGGUAUUGAUACUGUUGAUGUAAAAAUGACUUGCAGUUUAGAAAACGGAUACAAUGUUGCUGCUUAUGUGGGUGUGUUGAUGCUGGAAAUGAACUGAUCACACGUUUUCUUUCCAAAUUAUGGAGCCGUUAAAAGUUGAAGCCAAGUCAAAAAAAUGUAAGGACAGAAGAAACUUUCUAAAGUUCUGAACAACUCCAAUCACUGCCUUUUCUAAAAGUAUGAAUUGAAACUUAACUUUGAAGCGUUAAGCAGGAUCUACACUUUACAACACUCCCAAAGACUCCUUUUUGUCGAACACAUUUUUGAAUUGUAAAUAGGCUGACAUGUUUGGGUAAAUGUUAACUAAUUGUUUCUGAAAAUGGCUACUUUCCCUCCAUGCUGCACUCCUGAUCCUGAGCAGAAAAUAGCUUUAUAGCUAAGAUAUAACAAUAGUUUAUAGCUUCGAGAGUAGGCAAAUGAAACAGCUCCUUUUCAAUAAAUACUACAUCUGCAA
Molecule: messenger RNA, 2495 nt
Organism: Cyclopterus lumpus (lumpfish)
Lineage: Eukaryota; Metazoa; Chordata; Actinopteri; Perciformes; Cyclopteridae
Gene: cnpy2
Product: canopy FGF signaling regulator 2
Exons: 6
Coding region: 607-1161 (184 amino acids)
Cellular component (GO): endoplasmic reticulum
Source: RefSeq, a predicted model, not a curated record